This is a messenger RNA of Humulus lupulus (European hop), 1385 nucleotides long. RefSeq lists its product as uncharacterized. The transcript is spliced from 8 exons. Gene Ontology annotation, molecular function: RNA binding. Gene Ontology annotation, biological process: tRNA modification. NCBI's taxonomy places the organism in Eukaryota, Viridiplantae, Streptophyta, Magnoliopsida, Rosales, Cannabaceae. The record is from RefSeq and is a predicted model, not a curated record. The coding region runs from base 108 to 1148 and encodes 346 amino acids.
GAAAAGGUUUAAGCGGUUUUCACUUCCGAAGGGUUUUGAAGUUGACAAACACUGUCAUUUGAUAAUCACAGUCCAACGGAAGUAAGGCAAGUGCAUCUUCAAUUUUCAUGGCCGACGAAACGAAAGAAACAGAGCCUAAAAUAAAUGAAACUGAGAUUAAGGAUUUGAGCUCCAAUCCCUCAACCUUGAAGCCAUGGGAGCAGCAUGGGGGAGUCAUAAACUUACCUCGUUUCGACUAUAACGCGCCUUCUUCUCUUCUUCAAUACUCUCAUACCGGCUUCCUCAUCACCUGCACUAUCAAGAGGGAGAAAAGCGCAACGAAAGAAGCAAUGUCUAUCCUUGGGAAGUAUUUUACUGGUAGCAGUAAUGAAAAUUCCAAUAUCUCUGAUGAAGCUUCUAAUUCUAAGAAAAGGAAAACAUGUACAGAGGACUUAGAUAAUGAAUGCAACAAUGACGAGGAAAGCAAAGAAGCUGCUAAUUUUUCCGAGAACAAAUCUGGUAGCUCUGUGUUGUCCACAAAGAAUGAUACAAUUGAAGAGAGAAAUCACGUUCUUUCACUAGUUAAGCUGACAGGGAGCGGUUUGCUUCUAUUUACCUUCACCAAAGGCACUUCUUUUGAUCCUGUACAAAUUGUGUCAAAUAUUAUUGAGUCCCGGGAUUCUGCAAGUUCUAGUUCACCCCAGUGGUGUCAUCGCAUCUUUCCUAUCCAAGCUACUUGUAGUUUGAAUGAGAAGGAACUACAUACACUUGUAUCAAAGCUUGUUCUUGAUUUCGUGAAUGAUAAACAAAAGAAACUGGCAAAGCCUUUAAAGUUUGCAGUUGGAUACAACAGAAGAGGAACUGAAGAGGCCGAGAUGAAGGUUCCAAAAGAUACUUCAACUGUCUCAACCGGAUGUAACUUGUUGGAUCGUAACAACUGCUUCUCAAUUGUGGCUGCUGCAGUUAAAGAAGUUGUGCCAGAUUCAGUAGUGGAUCUUCGGUCUCCAGAGCUUUCUGUUCUUGUUGAGCUACUUCCCCUCUCUAGGGUACGGAACGGAUCAUUAGUAGUUGCUGUAUCAGUUCUCCCACAAAAUCUAGUCAGCACAAAACCACGGCUGUGCAUCAAGGCUCUGGUUUCAAAUGUCAAAGUGAAGGGCGCAAAGCAUUAAACCCGGGAUUUGUGGCUAUGUUUUAGUAUUCUUCAUGCCAUAGGACCUUGCUGCAAUAUCUCCCUUUCAAGUCGGAAUGGUCGAUGCUCGGUCGAUUUCCGAUCAGAGCCAUGGAUGGAUCCUAGAUGUCCCCAGAAGAAAAUUCUUUUUGCCUAGAUCCUUGUUGUAGAUUAAUUUUGAUUUGUAGUUUAUGUUACUUCUCCACUACCACUGUGAUUUUUUUUUAAUAGAAACUAA